Messenger RNA from Paraglomus occultum, 966 nucleotides. NCBI's taxonomy places the organism in Eukaryota, Fungi, Glomeromycota, Glomeromycetes, Paraglomerales, Paraglomeraceae. The record is from the annotation of a GenBank genome assembly.
AUGAAACCAAUUACCUAUUCAUUGGCAUUCUUGGCUGUAACAGCGCUUUCAGCUUUUAGUGUCAAUGCUGGCAUUCUCCCUACCCACCCAGACGGGGCCACUAUAGUACAUCCUGGUGAUGAGACGUACAUAGAAUCAUACAUGAAACAUCUUCCAUCACAUAAUUCCCCUAAGCGUCAUGAUAACCAAUUAACCAAUUCUUGUUUAUUAUUUUAUCCAAAAAAGUUGACAAUAUUGUGGAAAGAAAAUGGUGAGGCCCCGCCUCUAGAAAAUCUCGGAAACGUUGCUGUGAAAUUCAUGACUGGUGGUGACUUGAACCAGAUAGAGCUUAAAGUUAUCGAUACGGUCGAUGCCAAAGUCGGACAAUUGAAAUAUGUUAUUCCCGUUGUUGCGCCAGCAGGAAAGAUCUAUUUUAUCCGCUUCGACGCCGGGCAAAAUCAAUACUAUACUACGCGCUUCAUAGUCACCGACGUCAAUGGGCAAUACCCACCGCCUCCCAACCCUCCACCACCUGUAGGCCAAAAUCAAGGCGGUAAUGGAACCAUUGUCUCUGACGCUCCUGGUGCUGGUGGUGCGAAUAACACAAAUACAACCAGUCCGAAUCCAACACCAACCAAUCCAAACUCAGACACAAACAAACCAACUAAUUCGAACAGCACCGAUAGCUCAAAUACACCAUCGACAAAUAAACCAUCCAUGUCGACGAGAACUUUAGUUAGCAAAGGUCUUAGCUUUGGUGCGGUAGUUGGAGGGAUGGCUUAUCACCUUUUCGGAAUCAAAAUGAGGGGAAGGAAAAAGGUUCGUCAGAAACAACGUUCGAUAAUUGGAACAUGUUCAACGAGGGUACGGGUUACUACUCAUGCACGGUUUAAUCUAGGCACCUGUGCAAAAAGGGAAAUCUCCAGGGACAUAGAACAGACCAUAAAGAAAAUGCGCGCCUCUUCUCUAAAGAAAGAACUAGCGUAA